CUUCACUUGACUUGUCUGCCUUGAGUGCAUCAAAUCGUGUUUCGUAGAUUUCUUGGGACUAUUUUUAAAGAAAUAACUUCGAAAUUUAAUUCAAGAUGUCGAAAGUGACUUUUAAGAUUACGCUGACUUCGGAUCCGAAAUUGCCUUUUAAAGUAUGCUGACUGGGCAGAGCUGAAGUUACUUCGCAAAGUCAACUAUGGACGUGGUUGCUAAGCAAUUCGUCGACCUUUUUCAAGAUUUCCUCCAACUAUGCCAGCUCCACGACUGGCCCGACAAUGACACAUCUGACACAGAAAUUAAAAAUGCAUUCCUUGUAGCCCAUCACAUUGAAAAAUGUCUAGAUAAAUUCCAAAGAAGAGAUAUGAUCAGUGACGUCCUUACCAUAUUGAAUAAAGAACAUGACAUGUCAAACAUUGUGCUUAAAAACUGUUUUGCAGACCCACCAAAAUACAUAUUGAAGAAAAUUAUAACUUCCAAUACUAAAAUAACACAAAUGGAUUUAGGUUUCAAAAUAUUUCUUCAAAAUUUCUCAGAUGAUAGAUUAGAGAAAUGCUUGUCUGAGCUGAUGUUAGAAGCGGCAUCAAAGGAGACUCUUCUUAGAAACUUAUCUAUAGAAAUGUCAAGAGACAAAUUAAUGCAGUUUAAAAGUAAUAUUCUAUUAGAUGAACUAAAUAAUUGUGAUGAUCCUAAGGAACCUAUAAUGAUUAUGUUAGAUAGUUGCACUCAGGAUACAAUUGAUCUUUUAGUCUUAAGUUUAUUAAAUAAGGAUCUUAAAUAUCAUAAAGCUGUGAACAACAUUAUCAAUACACUAAUAACAAUUAUAUCAAAACAGAGUCACAUUUACAAAAAAUUCUGGAACUUUUUGUCCAAAGUUGAUGAGAAACAGUUCAUACAAUUAUGUUUAGAACAUUCAGACUUGUGUAAAAUUAUUGUAAAAGCCUUAUUAGACUGCGGUAAGUUGUUGAAAGAGAAUAUGUCAUCUGAAUACUUUUACAUUGACCUGACAUACUCUGAGCUAGCGGGCAUAGUGCAGACGUUGUGCAAGGAUCCAUGUUUACGAUUAGAGUUUGAAGAUAUAGUUAGGAGCAGUUCUGAUGAUUGGACGUUUUGGGAGAAUAUGUUGCCAUCAUGAUAAAUUAUUGUUUAAUUUUUAAUACACUUUUUA
Molecule: messenger RNA, 1165 nt
Organism: Leguminivora glycinivorella
Lineage: Eukaryota; Metazoa; Arthropoda; Insecta; Lepidoptera; Tortricidae
Gene: Ufm1
Product: ubiquitin-fold modifier 1
Exons: 3
Coding region: 197-1132 (311 amino acids)
Biological process (GO): protein K69-linked ufmylation
Cellular component (GO): cytoplasm; nucleus
Source: RefSeq, a predicted model, not a curated record